Molecule: messenger RNA, 1608 nt
Organism: Colletotrichum karsti
Lineage: Eukaryota; Fungi; Ascomycota; Sordariomycetes; Glomerellales; Glomerellaceae
Product: chromo domain-containing protein
Exons: 2
Coding region: 1-1608 (535 amino acids)
Molecular function (GO): DNA binding
Source: RefSeq, a predicted model, not a curated record
AUGGCCCGACUGAGCGAGUCGCCAGCCAACGGUGCUCAACCACAAUCCGCGACCAAGCACCAGGUUACCCUCAAAAACGGCGCCUUGGGAGGCUUCCUUUCCUCGCCUGCGAAGCCCUCCGGUUCUCAGUCGCCACACCCUAACAAGCGCCUGAAGAGCCUCACAGCGACUGCAAGCCCACGCUCUCAGGCUUCCCGCUCCGUUUCUCCUGCCGGCCAACGUCUACCUUCACAAGCCCCUCUCAGCUCCCCUGCGCGCAAGUCCUUGGCCGACACUUCAGACAACCUCGAUAUCGGAGAUCGCAGCACCCCUGCCGACUCCGUUCAAGCCGCACCCGUCGACACUCCCACCGCAUCUACGCCCACCUCCACUGCGCCGACCGCAAACAUGGAAGUUGUUAACGCCGCCAGCGCGGCUACCCCGGAGCCCGUCACCGACCGCCCUGGAGUUGUGUCCUCAGUUCGCAAGACGCUCACCAACGUCGUGAACAACUUCACCGGAGCGCGCAACGGCAGCGCUACUAUCACGUCCACAUUCGAGCAGACGAUCGUCAGCCGCAAGCGCAGCAGAGAGCCUGAAAUUGAAGAGACGCCCACCCCUGCCGAGGAAACCACCCCCACGGACGACCAAUCCGACGAGGCCGCCGAGCCUGCAGGUGCCAACGACACCGUCGUCGAACUUGGUAACCAACUCGAGGCCGACGUUGCCGCAGAGCGUGCCAAGAGUCCGGAAAAGAGGACAGCUCAAUUAUCGUCAGAGGCCACUCCUGCUACGGACGCAAGUGAGAUCAACGUCACCACUGCCGUCGGCGACGCCGAUACCAUCGAAGCCGCCGAGUCGACCAAGCCCGCAGCUCCCGCCGAGGACGAAGACGAGGAUAUGGCGGACGACCCUGUGAACGGCCAAUUUGUCCUCGACACGAUCCUUGAUCACAGGCAUGAUCCCAAGGACAACACUCUCUUCCAGAUGCGCAUUCGCUGGAAGCACGACGAGCCGAGCUGGGAACCCGAAUCGAAUAUCCAAGAGGACGCAGAGGAGGCUCUCUUCGAGUACUGGAAGACCGUCAAGGGUGGCCGCCUGGGCGCUAUGGUCGACAAGAACCUAUGGCACGUUCUCAAGGUGGAGAAGCACAGGCAGAAACCCAAUGGCAAGGUCGAACUGUCCGUCGCGUGGACCGGGUCGCCGGAUCGAUCUUGGGAGCCGGAGGACAACAUCGUGCAGGUCGCCAGGGAGCUUGUCGACGACUACUGGAAUUCCAAGGGUGGUCGCGAAAAGUGCGUCAGGGCCAUUGCUGUACCUGCGAAGAGAGGCCGCGGUCGUCCUCGCAAGGUGGUGGAUGAGGAAGCUCCGAAGCCAGCCGCUAAGCCAGCCCCGAAGCAGACCAAGGCCAAGGCGGCAAAGGAAGCAAAGGAGCCCGCGCCCAAGAAGACUCGCCAGCCACGCAAGAAGUUGACCGACGGCGUAGAGGACCAGAACGAGAGCGUCCCGGAGGCGGCCGCGAAGGAUGAGCAGCCGGAGCAGGCUGCGAAGGAGCAGGUUGAGGCCAACGCAGAGCCUCCCAAGAAGCGCGGACGCGGUCGCCCCCGCAAGGCCCCCGCCGUGGCCUGA